AUGGUGGUUGGAGGCUUGAAGAUCCUCCUGGAGUCGGUCCCGGUGAGCGGCGACGCGAUCGAGGAGCCCGUUCAGCUCGUGGACCCGCUCACCCCGUACGUGGAGCUCCAACCGGAAAGAGUGGACGACCGAGUCCCCACCAGUCAUGGCGCGCAGAUCCUCCCGAAGUUGCUGCUGGUCACACUGUUGGCGGGACUGGUCGAGUUCAGCGGCGGUUGCAGCGUGGGAGGCCUGGGCAGAGUGGAUUAUGUUGUGGUGAUCGGCAGCGUGGCGUGCGAGAUCCGCGUUCUCGCGACGCACUUCACUCAAGUCUUGAGCAAUCUGGAGCACGGAUCCGGCCAGCUCGCCAUCAAUCACGCGGCCCUCGAUCCGUCGCUCCACUGGUCCUUCAUGCGAUCCAUGGAGGCCAUGGCGUCGGCACCCCGGAAGCUCGCAUCGUCGCUCGACCCGGCCGACGUCACGCCGGCUGCAUUGCUGGCCGUGAUCAACCACUACUACGCGGUGUUGGAAGCCUUCGAUGAGCUGCGCCAGGCGUACACCCUCGCCCGCCAGCACAACGAACAGCUUCACGCCGCGCCUACCGCCAUACGAGAGAUCGCAGAUCGCUUCGUGACCUUCGGCCAGCGCAAGUACAACGCCAGUCCAGCCAAGCUAGGGAAGGUGUAA
Phytophthora sojae is the source of this 666-nucleotide messenger RNA. RefSeq lists its product as hypothetical. The coding region runs from base 1 to 666 and encodes 221 amino acids. The record is from RefSeq and is a predicted model, not a curated record. NCBI's taxonomy places the organism in Eukaryota, Oomycota, Peronosporomycetes, Peronosporales, Peronosporaceae. The transcript is spliced from 3 exons.